UUGGAGGGCGGGGCAGGGGGAGUGUAUUUUUCUGUUGAUAGAAACGUGUAGUUCAGUAAAACUCUUCUGUGUCUUUGUUGUGGAAAAUGGAAGGAGGUUUCAAACGGUAUUAUCUAUGAUAGUACUAUUAUUUUGAAUAAUAAACGGAUGAGUUUGUGUGGGAUACAAACAUACAGUCACUGCAUGUGCAGUUUUAAUACACGUAAAUGGUUUGUCAUAUACAGAGCACAUUUACACAUGUUGAAAGCAAAGGGCAAUCAAUAAAAUCAAUUCAGAACUGCCAGUAUGAGCGCCUGUCAUGUUAUGCAGAUUUGACUUAAUAUAAUGAAACUGUAAUGUGUGGAAUGUUAUGAAAGCUAUUUAGUAUUUAAUCCUCAAUUGAUGCUAGAGUUGAGAGGGGUUAAAGUUAAUUUCACUGUGUUAAUUACAUGCGUGUUCAUUUUAUAAAGUGUUAUGUACAUAAAUGCUCUGUGUCACACCACAUUCCACACAUUCUUCUGCCAACUGAACAAAGCUUAAAAACAAAAGCAACUAGGAGACACAGCUGCUAAGCUGGUGUUACUGGAUAAACAAGUCCUCUGCGUAAACCGAUGGAGAACAGUCAUAACACUGUGCCAUUCAGAGCUUUUACACCAAUGCCUCAGCUGACGACGGUGGAUGUGAGGGGCCUGAAUGGGUACAGAAAGGGGGGAUAUGAGAGUGAGAUGGAGGAUGCUGUGAAUGAGGAGCAGAAAGAGUGCUGGAAGAAGUAUGUAAAGCAGUGGAGCAGUCUACAGUGGGGGCACUCUCUCCGAUGUCUGACUCCAGUAGCAGCAUUGUGGUUGGUGAUUCAGGAAGAGACACAGUUUGUGGAGUUUGGAGGCUGGUUGCUGCUGGCUGGGAUGCUGUUUAUAGGACUUAUCUUCUACUUUGUUUCUCUACUGAAGUACCUCUAUCAAUACAGAAGGCAAUAUAAACAGAAGAAUGUCUCAGAGAAGAAUGAGAUUGUUGGGAAAAGCAUUGGUCAUCUUCAUCAGGUGAGUCAACAAGAUGCAGGUCAUCUAUUAUCCAUGGUAAGAGCUCUACUGGAUGGCUUGGUGGUCUCGCUUCUCCAGGAACCCAUGUCAGAUCCAAGAGUUUCCCAGAUACAAGGCCUCAUUAGCAAGCUGGAGGCAAUAUCUAAAUUAAUAACAGUGGCAACAAACAAUAGUGUCCCUAUGGAAGAGCAAAUGUUGCAGACCAACGAUAAGGAGGACAAAAUGAUCAAGACAAAAGUAGAAGACAGAGUGGAACAUAUUUGCACUUAUCUGCAAGAGAGGGUGAGUGUCCUGCGCUUUCUCCUUCAGACGCAGGAUCAGUUUGGGGUAUGCAUGGCUAACAUUCAGCAGGAGUUGCAGGAGUACUGGGAGCUGCUAGAGGAUCUGCACACAAAAGUGACCCUGCAGCGGGAAAAGUGCCAGGACGCUGAGGACACUCACACUGUCCUCACUGACACUGAGGGCUUAUACACAAACCUGGGCCUGUUCCAGAGUAGGAUUCAUGAGUGUCAAGUGCACCUGAGCACAAGUACACAUCUUCUUGAGGAGCUGGAAAAUAAGCAGCAGGCUCUGGCUCAGACUAUGGGCCUAACAGUGAAGUCUACAUGGACAAGAGACCUUCUGCAGUGUAACACCCAGCAGUUUGAAAAAGUCUCCAAGGAAUUCACAUCCCUCUCGCAACAGACUCUGACCUUUGUGAGGCAUCUGCAAGACCUAAGUGUAUCACAAGAUGGGAAUAGCAUAAAAACGCCUGAUGUGGAACAUGUGCAGAGUUUAUCAUCACCUCCCUCAUCACUCCCUGUGUACAGUAUUGCUCCAGCCACAGAAAAUACCCCCUCAGACCCUGACCCAAAGCCUCCCCAAACAUCCGGCUCUAAAUACUCAGUGAUGAACUUGCUCUGUGGGGUGAGACGACGGAGGUGAACAUUAUUUAAUUCUUUGUAUGAAUUAACUGAAUAAAAGACAUUAUUGUGAAAUGAAUAUGAAAAUGUUCUAAAUAGUUGUAAAUAUAUGUAUAAAUGCUUAAUUUAUGAGUUGUGUGAAUCUCAGUUGAUCUAUGGCUCAUCAGUUGAAUUGAUGCAGCCACUGUGCUCUAUGUUUGUAAUGCACCCUCUUCAUUUUCAAAUAGGAAAAUGCAUAAAUAUUUAAAGAACCAGAUUAAGUAAAUUACUUGUCAACUUAUUGUGUCACAGUAAACAUUAUUUUCCUCCUUGGUAUCUCUGGGAAUUUACGUAAAGGUACACUUCCUCAAAAUAUUGCUGAAAGCACAAAAUUGACUAAAAUGUCUUUGUAUUUGAAUUUCCUUCAUUCAAACUAAGGAUCAUGGCCCAAACUGUACACAAAAUAAGUUACAUAAAGGCAUAGUUCGAAAAGUUUGGUGUAGAAGAAAUCUAGUGGCCUACACAUUAAUAUAUUUGUAUAGGAUGGAUUUGUAUGCUGUAGCAUUACAGUUUUCCUUCACAGGAACUCUGAGGCAUAGCCUAAACCUGUUCCAGAAUGGCACAGCACAUAGCAAGGUCUAUGGAAACAUGUUUUUCCAAGGUUGAAUUGGAAGUAGCCUGAACAGAGCCCUGACCUCAUACCACUGAACACCUUUGAGAUGAACCGGAAUGUCCUCUACAUCCAAGUCCUUCUAGAAUGACAUCAGUUACUGACCUCAUUAAUGCUCCAGUGACUGAAUGAGCGCAAAUUCCUACAGUAAUGCUCCAAAACCUAUUAAGAAUCAGAAAGAGAAUUCUGAAAAAAUACACGAGUGUGAUGGUCAGGUUUCCACAUAUCUUUGGCCAUAUAAUGUAUUUGUGAAGCUAAACUUAUUUAAACUGGCUCCCUACAUGAUAUGCCUUAUACUGGGUGCUACAUUAUAGCUUCUCUAAUGUGUGGUAGUCAUUUUUAUAUAUCCAUUUGUCCAUAGGGGCAUUGUCAUGCUAGAGCAUGUUUAGGCCCUUUUGUUACAGUGAAAAGAAUUUGUGCCUGCCCUGGACCAUGACACACUGCAACAUCAGUGUCACUAUCUAAAUAAGACAAGGUGAGCAUUGGACCUGUGAUGGUCCCUUUUCACUGAUGGGCAGUAGAGCAACUGACAAUUGCUACAAUUGACAGUGUACCAACAAAACUCUUAUAUUGUUAUAUAGUAUGUAAUAUAUAGCUAUACAGUUAGAUAGUAAAAAAAUGUAGAUUUAAUGUAGGUCUAAUACCAUACCAUGGUCUGUCUGGAAUACUUGAUUUGGAAUAUCUGGAAGUUAUGUGUUUAAACCAUUCAUUGCAUUCAAAGUAGUUGCAGUCAGUUUAAUCACCAUUCUAAAUGAAUUUGCUGCCUAUAAACAAUUGUAACUAUAUCAACAGUCUGUAACAGUUGCAUACAAAGUGAGACAGCUCUUAUUACCUAUCCUAAUCACAUUACUAAUUAGCUUUUUAUUCAUUUCAAUUUA
Molecule: messenger RNA, 3445 nt
Organism: Hemibagrus wyckioides
Lineage: Eukaryota; Metazoa; Chordata; Actinopteri; Siluriformes; Bagridae
Exons: 9
Coding region: 591-1940 (449 amino acids)
Source: RefSeq, a predicted model, not a curated record